AUGACGGAUUUGCCAUUUGGUAUCACUACUGAAAACCCUGUUGUUCAAAAUUACAAAAGAGUGUUGAUCACUUACCAGAAAUUUGUUGAUGAGUCUGUGCCUCACACCAACUACAGAUGGCUGGGUUUUGCUAUUUUGCUCUUUUUGUUCAUGACAAGGGUUUUCUUAGCGCAAGGCUGGUAUAUUAUCUGCUAUGCUCUUGGAAUCUACUUGUUAAAUUUGUUUUUGGCGUUUCUCACACCAAAGUUUGACCCAUCAUUGGAACAAGAGAUGAAAAAUGAAUCUAUUGAAGAAGGUAUCGAUGGCUCAGAUCUGCAACAGCAACAACUGCACCAGCUGCUGCAACAAGGUUCAAGCGGAGACGAGGAAUUCCGUCCUUUCAUCAGAAGGUUACCCGAAUUCAAGUUCUGGUACAAUGCCACAAGAGCUACAUUGUUGAGUUUGGUCUUGUCAUUUUUUGCUAUUUUCGACAUCCCAGUGUUUUGGCCAAUCUUGUUGAUGUAUUUCAUCAUUUUAUUCACCUUGACCAUGAGAAAGCAAAUUCAACACAUGGUGAGGUAUAAAUACCUACCUUUCGAUUUUGGCAAGACUCGUUACAGAAAGGGUUAG
Molecule: messenger RNA, 609 nt
Organism: Lodderomyces elongisporus
Lineage: Eukaryota; Fungi; Ascomycota; Pichiomycetes; Serinales; Debaryomycetaceae
Product: protein retreival receptor
Exons: 1
Coding region: 1-609 (202 amino acids)
Biological process (GO): retrograde vesicle-mediated transport, Golgi to endoplasmic reticulum; protein retention in ER lumen
Cellular component (GO): Golgi membrane
Source: RefSeq, a predicted model, not a curated record